AUGGAUAAUGAAAGUUUAAUUAGAUUGUGUGUAACGGCUUUUACGGAGGAAGAAAUAUCAAAGGCUAAGAUGUUAUUGUAUGACUCAGUAACGACAAAAAAACGAAAUAUCUCGCGACGGAAGGAUGGAAAAGCACAAAGGGAGCUGGAAGAUAUUAUAUGUUUGUUUAAGGAGACAGAUGCGGAAAGUUUUCCUGUUUUCGUGGCCCGUGAGCUCCAUAAAUUACCACCCGUGACAUUUGACCACAUAGAUGCGACCCGAGUGUUAAAGGAUCUGGUCAUUCUGCAGGAGGAGAUUAAGCUUAUUAAAUCCAACUAUGUUACAAAAGAAAUGCUGCAGGUGCAUACCGUGGAUAUGGCUUCACCCAAAUGUCAGAGCUCACCGAGUGACCGGUCACCACAGCCGCCACCGGCUAGUUGCUUUAAAAAUGUAAAUAAACGAAGAGGAGCGUCGAACGCGAACAUCUCCAUAUGUUUGGAUAGUGGGCUUGAAGGGCUGCUACACAUGGUGAAUAAUAAGAAUACUACUCAUUCAGAGGGCGAGGGCGGCGGUGCCACGAUUUCGUCACAACUGACGUGUGAGGGUGCGCCUCCUGGCCGUCAGCCCCUUCGGCCGGUACCGGAACUGGUCUCGACGAAUCGAGGUAGUGAUGGAGUGUGUCCUGUGGCUACUAUGGCUGACGUGGUCCGAAAGGAAGGAGACUGGAAGCGGAGGGAGUCACUGGAGGAGUGGACGGAAGUGAGACGACGAAGGUAUAGGAACCGCUUUGAAGGUAAGACUGGAAAGGCCCCUAGUGAGCAGAAUUGCAAGUUUAGGGCAGCUGAGACUAAGGUGCCGUUGUUUAUAUCGAAUGUGCAUAAAGAUACCACUGAAAAAGAUAUUAUAGACUACAUACAUAGUAAUACUCAGGAAGUAGUGCAGCUAGAAAAAAUAAAUAUGAAGAUAGAUAAAGGCUACAAUUCAUAUAAAGUAUGGGUGUCUAAAUGCAAAAGGAAUCUGUACUUAAAUGAUACGUUAUGGCCGGAGGGGAUUUCCUUCCGUAAUUUUAUAUAUUUUAGACACAGUAUAGCUGCGAAUUCGGUUCCUUUACAAACUUAA
This is a messenger RNA of Maniola jurtina (meadow brown), 1098 nucleotides long. RefSeq lists its product as uncharacterized. Bases 1 to 1098 code for a protein of 365 amino acids. The transcript has a single exon. The record is from RefSeq and is a predicted model, not a curated record. Lineage: Eukaryota; Metazoa; Arthropoda; Insecta; Lepidoptera; Nymphalidae.